UGACACCUGGCAACCUGAGUUUGAUCUCCAGGACCCAUGACAUGAAAGAAUAGGCCUAACUCCUGCAAGCUGUCCUUUGACCUCCACACAUGCAUCAUGGCACAUGUGUGCUCACUCAAGUGUAUACACAUACACAAAAAUAAAUGCACUAAGCAUAAAAAAUCUUUUGAGGUCGUAUGUGUAAUUAUGCAUGCGUGUCUGACAUUGGUACUCUGCUCAGUACUUCAUUCUGAGAACUGUGAGUAUGGCUUUAGGUGACGAUUAUGCAGAGGUCUACCGGGAAAGCACCCUUGUUGGUUGCUGUUACCUCUCCUCUCCUCAGGGAGGAGGGCAAGUUUAUUUGGUUACCCAUUCCAAAAAGGCUAAUCAAAUGUCCCUUUGUUAGCAGUUCACAAAGCUUCCACUGAAUGUGGUUUGUGUUCCUUGAAUUCAGAAUGGAAGCAGAGGGCAGCGAGGGGAUGGUGAACCUCCGUUUGGGUGGAAACCUUUCUGUUUAGUAAACUUGAAGCACGGUCAGCCGAGACCAGAGAAGGUGCUCCUACAGUGGCGCAGUCCAUAUGCGAAGAUCGCCUGUGGUCCAGCUCCCAGCACACUGACCAUGGAGAGGAAAACGCCAUCCAGAGAGAGCCCUCGAAGGCUCUCUGUCAAGCCAGGCCGCGGCCCAGAGGUGAAAAGAGCAGCUCGACCACUCGGCGCGGCGGCGGCUGCCGACUCAGACAAGGACUCUGGCUUUUCAGAUGGGAGCUCAGAGUGCUUGAGCUCUGCAGAGCAGAUGGAAUCAGAGGACGUGCUGAGCACCUCGGGCUGGAGCAGAGAGGACAGGCUGCAGCCCAAUUCCAGAGCUGCAAACAGUGCCUUCCCCGCGCUGUCCCCGAUGGUGGUCAUGAAGAAUGUGCUGGUGAAGCAGGGCAGCAGCUCAUCCCAGCUCCAGUCCUGGACUGUCCAGCCCUCCUUUGAAGUGAUCUCAGCACAGCCACAGCUCUUUGUCCUUCACCCGCCGGUGCCAUCUCCUGUCAGCCCUUGCCAUACUGGGGAGAAAAAGUCAGAUUCCAGAAACUACUUGCCCAUUCUCAAUUCUUACACCAAAAUAGCCCCUCACCCAGGCAAAAGGAGUCUCUCCCUCAGCUCAGAAGAAAGAGGAGCGAGUGGGGUGCCAAAGAAAAUCUUCUGUAAGGAGAGACUGGGACCAGUCCUGUCUUCCAGCGAGCCAGCCAAGACUGGCUCUGUGCUCUCCAGUCCUUCCACUCCAGCCCCACCCAGCUCCAAACUCACCGAGGACUCCGUGCUGCAAGGAGUGCCCUCCCUGGGGGCUGGUGGGAGUCCACAGACUCUUCAGCCUGUGUCCAGUAGUCACGUGGCUAAAGCUCCCAGUCUGACCUUCGCUUCGCCUGCCAGUCCUGUGUGUGCAUCCGACAGCACUUUGCACGGCCUGGAGAGCAGCUCCCCUCUUUCGCCGCUCUCAGCCAAUUAUAGCUCACCACUCUGGGCCGCAGAGCAGCUCUGCCGCAGCCCAGACAUCUUUUCAGAGCAGAGGCAGAGCAAGCACAGGCGCUUCCAGAAUACUUUAGUGGUCCUCCACAAGUCUGGUUUGCUGGAAAUUACUUUGAAAACCAAGGAGUUGAUUCGUCAGAACCAAGCAACUCAGGUGGAACUAGACCAGCUGAAGGAGCAAACCCAGAUGUUUAUAGAGGCCACCAAGAGCAGGGCUCCUCAGGCGUGGGCCAAGUUGCAGGCCUCACUAACAUCUGGAUCCAGUCAUUCAGGCAGCGAUCUAGACGCACUGUCUGAUCACCCAGUCAUCUAGCACAGAAGCGUUUUCCAGUUACUUGGGUGGUUCUUUUACACUCUAACUAUUUCCACUUAUUUUCCACAGCCUAUUUAAAAGCUUUCUUUCUAAACUCACUCACAAAGCCACGUGCCAGUCCCUGGCUGCCGUCUUAAUCUGUGGUUCAUGCACAGGUUAAGUGCAUCUAUGUUCUCUGAAGACUUCCAAUUGAAGUGUCUCUGAGUCCUUUUUCCUUAGCCUGUGGCACUUAGCUGGAUCUUGGGACAAAGGCGAGAUAACUAUGGGUGUCUCCCAGCUUCCCACUCACUGUCCAUGGUUCAAGGUCCAGUGACAUAGAUGAGUGUACAGAAUGACACCUGUCAAACCAAGGACUCGGUGACCUAAGGAGCCCUCACAGCCCGCCCUCAAGUAUCUUAGUCACAGAGAAAAAUAUGAGGCUGUGUUUAAAUUCUACCAGGCAUUGUGCCAGUUGGGCGAAACCUAAAAUGCUUUGGGCACAGGUUGUGCCAGGGUGCAAGCAUUUAAUCACACGAGGCUUUGUUUCUUACACUUGUAAGUUGUGGGAGAAAGGGCAGAGCAUCUGAUUCACACAUUGGUCAUACAUCAGAUCUCACACAAGUAGGCAUAUACUUCAGAUUUUUAAAAUAUAGACUGGAUUUAGUACCAUCUGGAAUUGUAUUUGAUGAAUUGCUUCUUUGAUUAAAGGGUCAGAGAAGCCAGCAUUUUUUGUCACUAGCUGGAAGAUUUUGUUAGUUCAUGCUUGAAAUAGCACAACCUGUCUUACAUCUAAAAAGCCUGAGACAGGACUGCAAGAUGGCUCAGUGAGUAAAGGUGCUUGCUGCCAAGACAGCUGAGCUGAAUUUGAUUCCCUGAACCUACAGGGUAGAAGGAGGGAACCGACUGCUGCAGUUUGUCCAUCACACAUGCACACACACGCUAGAUAAUAAAUGAAUAUAAAAUUAAACAAGCCACCAUCAACAUUAGCAACCAGAAGCUUGAGAUGGCUUCGGUGGGUCCUCAGGGUCUGGUGCAAGUGACUCUCUCCUGUCUCUUGUCUGUGCCUCACCCAGCUCUUUCUGUGGGGAAAAGUGACUGUGCUUUUAAACUCUGGAUUAAGUAAAGCCCCGAGGUUAGAAGAAGACACAAAAGUCAGAGAGGAUCCUUCCCUGUCUUCACGUCUGAGUUCUGCCCAUCCCCUGUCGUGAUGGGGAGCGGUGUGGUGGUCUUAUGUCUCGUGUUAGCUGUGGCAGCAGGGCUGAAGUGUGGUGCUCCUCUCAGAGGCUGACCUUAGGGAUGGAGACUCUGAGGAGGGUCCAGAUGACAAAUUCUUUCCAGCUCCCCUGUGCUGGUAACCAUAGCCUAAGCAGUAAAGAGUCAAGGGAUUCUAUCCUCUUGUUUAAAAUUUUUAUCCCCUUAAAAAUCUUUGUCCUUCGCAAAUUGGUUUUAUGACCAGCAUCAUCUUUCUGCACAGAGAAAGAUGCUCAUGGGGCUAUACUAGAUCCAGGGUUAAGGGUCACAGGGUUUUUUUUUGUUUGUUUGUUUGUUUUUUAAGAUUUAUUUAUUUAUUAUGUAUACAAUGUUCCUCCUGCCUGUACACCUGCACACCAGAAGAAGGCACCAGAUCUCAUUACAGAUGGUUGUGAGUCACCAUGUGGUUGCUGGGAAUUGAACUCAGGACCUCUGGAAGAGCAGCCAGUGCUCUUAACCUCUGAGCCAUCUCUCCAGACCAUGGGUCACAGUUUUUAAGGAGCUGGUUGUGAGACUCAGGUUAACUCUACUGUGUUCAUAUAGACAUAUGAUUUGGAUAUGACUAGUUAAAAAAUAAUCAACUUGGUAAAAUCUCUUUACUCUCUGAUCAACGCAGAAUUAUUACCUGCUGUUUGUGCUCUGAAAGAGUUUCCAAAAUCAGAGCCCGUGUCUCUGGGCAAACUCAGCUCCUUGUGAUAUGCCUCCCCGCAAUCUGUAUGGUUUCAUAGCCACUCCACUAGGAAGCUUCCUUUUUGGCAGAAUGUCUGACAGGAAAGCUGUAGAGACAGGUGCAUUCAGAACAGCCUGGGCACCAGCCGCAAGUUUUACCGAGCGUCAGAAGGCUAGACGCACUUGCUGAGAACCAAAUGUACUCCACUGGAAAAGCCCUCAGUGGAGCUAAGCCUCUUGGACUCUUCCUCCUAGAUAUGGCUUUUCAUUUCCCUUCCUAUCUCCAUAAAAGACGAUGAAAGCCACCGUAGAUCUUCACUGUUCGGUGGCAGGGAGGGUCACCGCUCCUCUGUGAUCUUAGAGCCAUAACGGCAAGUCUCUAGGCUGUGUUCUGUUCCUGGUGGAGCUGGAAGCAGAUGAACGCUAGUAGAGAAGCUAGAUCUUAGGAGUGAGCCUUUGAGGUCAGAGGCUAGACCAGCGUUUGGAGGAAGCCUGGACUGGACCGGAAAGAUCUUCGUUGGUUGCCCAAAGCUGUAAGUAGCAAUAGCCCCAGUCAGUUUUCGCUCAGGCCAGCCCAUAGGAGAUCCUUUAUCGGGUUGUAUUGACAAUAUUGGAACACAUUUAGAAAGGUUCCUGAUUGAAUUAGUUAUAGAAUUUACUGUCGUUUGUAAUUUACUACAUUGUUUUACCGAUUAUAGCAUUGUCUGACUUCUCUGGUGUGAUUCCUCAGCACAGUUACUCUUGCACAUAUACUGAAGUGGCUUUUCAGCCACAGCCUCCUUAGGGUGUAGACUUUACCAAAUGUGAAUCUUUUCAGAGAGUGUGAAGUUAUAUAGAAACUGACUGUGAAAUGUCAGAGGAAAAAAUAAAAGUCACUUACUUGAAAACUAUUUGCUUUGUAACUGCUCGAGACUUCCAAGGACGGGGCACGUAGCCAUUGGUAGAGUGCGUGCCCAGUGUGUGAGGCCUGGGCUCCACCACAGUACCUCUGCCUUCCCAGCCGCUCCUUCAAGACAACCUUUCGUCUAGGGUAAUUGUGGAUUGCUACGAGUUUCAGACAUCAUGUGUUAUUUGGGAUAUGCAACUAGAUGCUGGAUAUUGGAAACUGUUCAGACUUCGGUGCUGUGCACAGACAGCCCAAGUUGUGUGCCGUUCUCAGAGAUGGGAGAACGAGGGGACUGUCCAGUGGCCGCUCCAUCUGACACACCACAGAGAACUUUAAAUGACAAUAGCUACAGCUGCGUGCUGGGAAGAAGCAAAGGCACACAAUCUGAAGCUCUUUCUACAACCGAGGUCCUCAGCAAGUGUGUCAGCCUUCUGUGCUCUACAGGGAGACAGCUUCCCUGCUUUCCAGUCCAGCCAGGAAAUGCUUCCUGCAUGUUUGGUGCUGGGAGUGUAACAAGUUUACUCUCAUGGAAAGAUUUGCAGCGUUGGCAGUGUGAAGUCCUUUAGAAUUAUUUCUGACCCACACAGUGGUCUGAGUGACUUUAAACUAUGGUUGUAAGGCCACUAAAGUGAAAUAAAAAUGGGUAAAGAGCCGGUUGUGGUGGCACAUGCCGGUAGGAUUUGCUGAAGGAGGCAGAGGCAGGAGGAUCACGAGUUCGAGGCCAGCCUGGGCUACACAUUGCUGGGCGGUGGUGGCGCAUGCCUUUAAUCCCAGCACUCGGGAGGCAGAGGCAGGCGGAUCUCUGUGAGUUCGAGACCAGCCUGGUCUACAAGAGCUACUUCCAGGACAGGCUCCAAAACCACAGAGAAACCUUGUCUCGAAAAACCAAAAAAAAAAAAGGGUAAAGAUUGCCCAAGAAGGUCUUUUGAAAUAGAGAGACCAUCCUUCUCCAGAAGUGGCAACCAGAAAAGGAGGAGAGACAAAAACUAGAUCCUGUGAGGUAUGGGAGAGCCCAGUUCCUUGAUCAGUGUCUCCUCAUCCACCCCACCACGUGGCUCCCAUGGGAGGAAGCAUCCAGGCAUCUAGGGCUGCCUGUUGGUGAGCAUCCUGUUAAGCUACAGCUUGAUAGCAUCCACUAUCAAGUUCAUAGCCUGUUUUUCCAUGUCUCUGGAGGCUGAACCUAGAGCCUCAGGCAUGGCAGGCAGCUGCUCUGCCACUGGGUGAAGUCCCGUCCUGCCAAACCUACUAUUCCUGGUGACUUGGCUAUGUCACAUAGCCUCCGAGCUGACCAAUGAAGCAGCAAUUAUCUCUAAGGUUCUCCCCAGCAUUGCCAUUUAUGAGGUCUGUGGCUGUGGCUCAGCAAGACUGCCCGUCCUGGUGGUCUGAGUUGACCACUGAGCCCCAUAUGCUAGAAGGAGAGAACUGGCCCCUGAAAGUUUUCUGACCUCCACAUGUACACCAUGGCAUGCACACAGUCCCGCCCCAAACACACACACACACAUAUAAAUGGAAUUUUACAAGUUGAUUUUUAGAAAAGACCUGUAGCUGCAUUAGAUGAGCCAUAAGUAAAAUCAUCAGGCUAAAGAUGACGAACUUGAGGACCUUAGAACAGGGAUUGAUUACCUGUGCGGUAUAGUACGGUGACUUCAGGUCAGAUUUCACCUGCGGUGUGACUCUGGGCAAGCAUGUUAUCAGUCUGCCGCUCUUACCUUUCUCCUAAGUACCUGAUUGCUGCCUGCACAUUUGCUCAUGACCAUAUAAAAACUGCCUUCAGCCAGACAGGGUGGCACAUAACCUUUAAUCCCAGCACUCAGGAGGCAGAGGCAAGUGGAUCUUUGUGAAUUUGGGACCAGCCUGGUCAUCAGAGUUCCAGGACAGCCAGGGCUACAAGCAAGACUCUCUCUGUCUCAACAACAACAAAACGCCGCAUUUAGAUUUUUUUCUUGCUUUGAGGUAAUAUCUUGCUAUAUAGCCCAGGCUGAUCUUGAACUUGUGGCCCUCUUGCCUCAGUUUGCCAAGUAAGAUAUUUACUUGUUUGAGUGCUGAAUGAGGAUUGAACUCAGGGCCUUGCAUAUUAGACAAGCACCGUGCUACACUGAGCUACAUCCCUAGUCCUUCAGAAAAGGACUUAUUUGUGUGUAUGUGGUGUAUGUAUGUAUGUAUGUAUGUAUGUAUGUAUGUAUGUAUGUAUGUGCACAUGGAUGCAGAUGUGUGCUCAGGUGUCCUCUGCCAUACUCUGCCUUAUUCCCUUGAAACAGGGUCACUCAUUGGAUCUGGAGCUCCAUGGUUUUUAGUUAGACUGGUGGCCAGCAAGUCCUAGCAAUCCAGUGUCUGACACCCCUUGCUGCUGGAGAUACAGGUGCAUGCGACCACACAUAGCUUUUACACGGGUGCAGGGGAUCUGAACUUGGGUCCUCAUGCUUGGGCAUCAAGCACUCUUCCCUACAGAGCCGUUUCCCAGCCUCGAACAAAUUCUUAUUAGCUGAAAAUUUGAGGAUCAAAUCCCAUUCUGUUCUCUGCUGUUCAGUUACCUGAAAAUGGCCCUUUCUUUCAUCAGAGAUGAAAGGUGUCUCUUGAAAAAAGUCUUUGCGGAUCUCUGUGAGUUCGAGAC
Chionomys nivalis (European snow vole) is the source of this 7200-nucleotide messenger RNA. RefSeq names its product CLOCK interacting pacemaker (gene Cipc). Gene Ontology annotation, biological process: negative regulation of DNA-templated transcription; negative regulation of circadian rhythm. Bases 599 to 1804 code for a protein of 401 amino acids. The record is from RefSeq and is a predicted model, not a curated record. The transcript is spliced from 4 exons. Gene Ontology annotation, cellular component: nucleus. Lineage: Eukaryota; Metazoa; Chordata; Mammalia; Rodentia; Cricetidae.